AGGGCGGGCUUUACAUUCACACGUGUGUAUUGCAAUUUGUUGUACACAACACAAGCUGUGUUUCUGCACAGACAAAUACUGCAUUUAGUUGAUUUCUUUGCAAACAUUCCAAGCUUAAUUGGACGGCUUGAGCGGACUUUAAAAUGCUGCGGAGAGCAAAGAAACGAUCAGUGCCAUCAGAAGCCGCAGCUGUUCCCCGCGUGUCACGGUCGAAAGCGAAAAAUGUGGAAUUCCAUUCAUCUGUUGAAGAGAAGGAACUCCAAAAGGAUGAGAGAGACCGCAAGAGGAAGCCGAAUAUCCUUGGAAUGCCUGUCAACAAGCGGGACUCAGAAGAGGCAUUCUUGGAGAAAUAUGUCCUGGGAGGCCAGGAGACCUUUGUGGAGAAUUUGAAUAGAGGAGAUGGAAAGAGGAUCGGUGUCUUAGAUGCGGAACAGAGGAAGCCAGCUUGGGAAGAUGAAGAAGACGAAGUUAAUACAAGUGCUCAUCAAGAUCCAAGCCAUGAAAGGACAACGCUACCAGCAAACACUGCGACGAUAUUCAGCAACAAAAGAAAAACACAGUUUGAGAAGGUCGUUGGUAGCACCCCGUCCUGGGCCCAGCUGCAGUCUGACAAGCAGAGACGCAGCGAUUCAGAAGAUGAGAGCGGAGGUGAAGAAGAUGAAGCUGACCGGUUCUUGAGACGGACGGGCGACUACCUGACUGCCUCCGAAUCGCUCCCAAAAGGCUCUCUGAACAUCCGGAAAGUCACCAACGCAAACAAGGAGCAGUACACGAAGGGGAAGCUGUCAGCUUUAGAGUUCCAUCCAACAUCGCAGGUCUUACUAACGGCGGGUGAAGAUCAGAGUUUACACAUAUUCCAGGUUGACGGCAAAAACAACCCCAAGAUUCAGAGCGUUGCCAUGGAGCACUUUCCCAUCACCAACGCUCACUUUUCGGCAGACGGAGCCGAAGUCAUCAUGUCAUCAAGGUCGCGUUGGUACUACGUCUACGACAUGAUCGCCGGCAAAGUGCAGAAAAUGUCAUUUUUGAGAGAGUACCAUGAGAGGCAGCCGUUGCGUCACUUCACGGUUUCACCCGAUGGUAGUUUCAUGGCAUUUCUGGGCCUGUACGGCUUCAUUCAUCUCGUUUCCGCAAAGAACAAAGAGUUGAUCAGCUCUCUGAAGAUGAAUGGAUCAGUGUCGUCUUUGGCGUUCAGUGGAGACGGUUCGAAGCUGUUCUCAUUCGGAGAUGAUGGAGAGGUCUACAUCUGGGACAUGAAGUCCAGGGAGUGUAUCCACAAGUUUGUGGAUGAGGGCUGCAUCAAGGGCACUACCAUUUCUGUCUCGAGGGGUGGCCAGUACUUGGCUUGUGGAUCCCACAGUGGAGUAGUGAAUAUCUACGACAGUAGCCAGUACAUGGUAGCAGCAAGACCAAAGCCCAUCAAAGCAGUUAUGAACCUGAUGACAUCGGUGACAUCGGCAAAGUUCAACCAUACCAAUGAAAUCCUCGGGGUUGCAUCAUUCCACGCCCAAAGCGCAGUUAAACUGAUCCACUUACCAGACUGCCACGUUUUCCAAAACUUCCCCCCGAGAGCCGACAGCAUUGGCCUGCCUACAAUGCUGGACUUCUCUCCAAGUAGUGGCUACAUGGCUGUGGGUAAUAGCCGUGGCAAGGCCCUGCUGUACAGACUGGGCCACUAUAAAGAUUACUGACCCUCCUGCAGUAUAGUGGAAGAGAAUGGAUAUAUGUGCACGAUGAAUGCUGACACAGUUUGCACACAUAGUAUAAGGCGCGAUUCAACUUGAGAUGUAGGAUGCAUUCUUGGAAGGUUUCCUCCCCCGACAAUUUCAUCCAGUCCUCGACCCGGCAAAAAACAGCCUUUAUGUUAAUCAGAAUCAUUUGAGAAUUUCUCUGCAAUCUUUUUUAUGUCUUUGGCACAGUUGAGUAAUGAAAGUGCAAGUAUUGGUUUUUUUCCCACGGAGUUGUGAUAAAUUACAACAGUGCUAAACUCAAGUUGUUUAAGUAGGAACGUACAAUCCGAUUUGCCUAAUCCAAAAUAUUCUUUGUUAUGAAUGAUGGACAACUUUGUCCCUUUAAUUGUACAUACAUUUUCUAUUAUGGAAAAAUUAACAUAUUUCAGGAAUUAAUGUACCAAAUUCUUUUCAAUAAUCUCAGCAUUUUUUGGGUGUAUUUUCAGAAAAUAAAGAAAACAUGACAAUGUAUU
Molecule: messenger RNA, 2203 nt
Organism: Patiria miniata (bat star)
Lineage: Eukaryota; Metazoa; Echinodermata; Asteroidea; Valvatida; Asterinidae
Gene: utp18
Product: U3 small nucleolar RNA-associated protein 18 homolog
Exons: 13
Coding region: 144-1691 (515 amino acids)
Biological process (GO): rRNA processing
Cellular component (GO): small-subunit processome; Pwp2p-containing subcomplex of 90S preribosome
Molecular function (GO): protein binding
Source: RefSeq, a predicted model, not a curated record